Messenger RNA from Pseudozyma flocculosa PF-1, 1509 nucleotides. RefSeq lists its product as uncharacterized. Bases 1 to 1509 code for a protein of 502 amino acids. The record is from RefSeq and is a predicted model, not a curated record. The transcript is spliced from 2 exons. Lineage: Eukaryota; Fungi; Basidiomycota; Ustilaginomycetes; Ustilaginales; Ustilaginaceae.
AUGGGCUCUGCCUUCUCCAGCCCGCGCCCUUGGGCUGUCCUUACGGGCUCAUCGACCUGCUCAACCUCCAGCAAGGCUCCCACAUCAGCCGCAUCGCCACCUGCCAAGUUCGACUACAGGGCCCUGGCGCAGCCAACCACUGCCAUCGAGCCCACACUCAUCUACGAGACGUGGAAGACGCCUUCCGGCUCAAACUCUUCGCGACCGGCACUGUCGGAGCCACCUCCGCGCCGCGCCGCGUGUGCAAUGUCCGCCGGCUACGCAACCUGCUACAAAUGCCCUGGCAAGAGGUCCACCGUCGGGAAAACAGCCAUCCACGACGCCCGCCAGCACGAUGGCCGCGGCCCAUCCGCAAGGGAGAGGGCCACCGACGGCGCCGGCUCCGCUUCCGUAGCGAUGGCUGCAGGGCAGGACGCCUGCACGCCACGACAGCUCGACCGCGCUCGCGAGCUCAAGGAAGCGUGCGCAGCGUACGUGGCGCUGUCGGAAGACUGCAGAGCCACCUUUCGCGACGACCUGGCCGAGCGAUGCGACGACUGGCUGCGCCUCUUCGGCUCAAAGGUUUCCGAUCCGCCCCUGGCGCGCGCGUCCCUGGUCAACUUCGAGCUCUCUGUCGAUAUUGGCGACAUCUCCAACAACUUCGACCUUUUCCCCUACGGCUUUGCGGCGCGCAGCGGCGACAGCGACAGGUACCGCCAAGAGAUCGACUUCAUCUUCAAUCAGCACCGCUGCUACUUUGAGUGCAUCCGCCUGCACAGUCAGAGCGUGUGGCACUACCUGAACCAUCAGAUGAAGUCCGUGCGGAAGCGCUGCCCGACCACAUCGACGCACGUGGCGCUGCUCGAGGCGAUGGUGGCGGUCAAGGUGGAGCUCCUCUACCGCAUCAAGAAGCAGGCCUCGGUCAAGCUGCCCAGGAACACGCUCGAGCACUCCUCAAGUCGGUAUGGCCUCCAGGCGGUGGCGGCCACGUUCGCCUGGCUGGUGCGCAACUACCCGCUGGAAGCGAUCUUGGAGCCCACGCGGCGACUCCUCCUCCCGAUCUACGAGCGAGCGAUCGUGGACCUGCUCGACGACUGCCGGCACCUCGAGGCGCUGCUCGGCAUCCUGCCGGACCGCUUCGCCUGCUUUUGCUGCACCGUCUGCGAGCGCAAGGAGGCGGGGCGAGACAGCCGGAGCCGGACCUUCUUCAGCAAAGCGGGGCACCUCCUCGAUGCGCUCGCCAUGAGCGUCGCCACCUGCCCCUCGGAGACGGCGCGUCAGAGGCGCCGCAGCUACCUCGCCCUGGCGUGCCGCGUCGUGCGCAAAAAGCACCGCGACCUCUGCAGGGAGCUUGACAUGAUCCGCACCAGAGACCCGCUGGCUUACCACCGCGUGCAGCUCAGACGCCGCGGGGUGGCCGCAGCCACCGAGACGGGCGAGGUCAUCGACGACGUCUACCGCGUCGUCGAGCCGCGCCACUUUGAGACUCUCUUCAGUGGCGACCUCCUGGGCAAGAUCCUCUUUCGAUGA